AUGGGUGUCUACCGCGUCUGCGUGUCCACCGGGGCCUCGAUCUACGCGGGCUCCAAAAACAUAGUGGAGCUGUGGCUGGUUGGCCAGCACGGAGAGGUGGAGCUCGGGUCGUGCCUGCGGCCCACGCGGAACAAGGAGGAGGAAUUCAAGGUGAACGUUUCCAAGUACCUGGGAUCGCUGCUGUUCGUGAAACUGCGCAAAAAACACUUUCUCAAGGAAGACGCCUGGUUCUGCAACUGGAUCUCCGUGCAGACCCCCGGGGCCGCUGAGGACAAGUUCUGGUUCCCGUGUUACCGCUGGGUGGUGGGCGACGGCGUCCAGAGCUUGCCAGUGGGCACUGGCUGCACCGUGGUCGGGGACCCUCAAGGCCUGUUCCAGAAACACAGAGAGCAGGAGCUGGAAGAGAGAAGGAAGCUGUACCAGUGGGGUAGCUGGAAGGACGGGUUAAUCCUGAACGUGGCAGGGUCCAAGUUAACUGACCUCCCUGUGGACGAGCGAUUUCUGGAGGACAAGAAAAUCGACUUCGAGGCUUCGCUGGCUUGGGGGCUGGCAGAGCUCGCUUUGAAGGACUCGCUCAAUGUUCUGGCUCCCUGGAAAACUCUGGAUGACUUCAAUAGGAUUUUCUGGUGCGGGCGGAGCAAGCUGGCGAGGCGGGUGCGGGACUCCUGGAAGGAGGACUCCUUGUUUGGGUACCAGUUUCUCAAUGGCGCCAACCCCAUGCUGCUGAGACGCUCGGUCCAGCUUCCUGACCGCCUGGUGUUCCCUCCGGGCAUGGAGGAGCUGCAGGCCCAGCUGGAGAAGGAGCUCAAGGCAGGCACGCUGUUCGAAGCUGACUUCGCCCUCCUGGAUAACAUCAAGGCCAACAUCAUCCUGUAUUGCCAGCAGUACCUGGCUGCCCCGCUGGUCAUGCUGAGACUGCAGCCCGAUGGGAAACUCAUGCCCAUGGCCAUCCAGCUCCAACUGCCAAAAAUCGGAUCCUCCCCACCACCGCUUUUCCUGCCCACGGACCCCCCAAUGGCCUGGCUGCUGGCCAAAUGCUGGGUCCGUAGCUCUGACUUCCAGCUUCAUGAGCUGAAUUCUCAUCUUCUGAGGGGACACUUGAUGGCUGAGGUCUUCACGGUGGCCACCAUGAGAUGUCUUCCAUCCAUACAUCCUGUCUUCAAGCUGAUCAUCCCCCACCUGCGAUACACCUUGGAGAUCAACGUCCGCGCCAGGAACGGGCUGGUCUCUGACUUCGGCAUUUUUGACCAGAUAAUGAGCACGGGCGGCGGCGGCCACGUGCAGCUGCUCCAGCAAGCUGGAGCCCUCUUAACCUAUCGCUCCUUCUGUCCCCCUGACGAUCUGGCCGACCGGGGCCUGCUGGGAGUCGAGUCUUCCUUCUACGCUCAGGACGCGCUGCGGCUCUGGGAAAUCAUCUCCCGCUACGUGCAGGGAAUCAUGGGUCUCUACUACAAAACCGACGAGGCUGUGAGGGACGACCUGGAGCUGCAGAGCUGGUGCCGAGAGAUCACUGAAAUCGGGCUGCAAGGGGCCCAGAGCCAAGGGUUCCCCACCUCUUUACAGUCCAUGGCCCAGGCUUGCCACUUUGUCACCAUGUGCAUCUUCACCUGCACGGGCCAGCACUCCUCCAUCCACCUGGGCCAGUUGGACUGGUUCACGUGGGUCCCUAACUCGCCCUGCACCAUGCGGCUGCCCCCGCCGACCACCAAGGAUGCGACGCUGGAGACCGUGAUGGCCACACUGCCCAACUUCCAUCAGUCUUCUCUCCAGAUGUCCAUCGUCUGGCAGCUAGGCAGGGACCAGCCCGUUAUGGUGCCUUUGGGCCAGCACCAGGAGGAGUACUUCUCGGGCCCUGAGCCCAGGGCUGUGCUGGAGAAGUUCAGGGAGGAACUGGCCAUCAUGGAUAAGGAAAUUGAGGUCCGGAAUGAAAAGCUGGACAUACCCUAUGAGUACCUGCGCCCCAGCAUUGUGGAGAACAGUGUGGCCAUUUGA
Messenger RNA from Lepus europaeus (European hare), 1992 nucleotides. It is a transcript of the gene ALOX15, whose product is annotated as arachidonate 15-lipoxygenase. The record is from RefSeq and is a predicted model, not a curated record. Gene Ontology annotation, molecular function: iron ion binding; protein binding; arachidonate 12(S)-lipoxygenase activity. Lineage: Eukaryota; Metazoa; Chordata; Mammalia; Lagomorpha; Leporidae. Gene Ontology annotation, biological process: linoleic acid metabolic process; lipid oxidation. Gene Ontology annotation, cellular component: plasma membrane; cytosol. The transcript has 14 exons. Bases 1 to 1992 code for a protein of 663 amino acids.